AUGAAUACCGACGCAACGAGAUUCAGAAGGAACCGGGCGCGUUUUAUUGAAGAGUAUGGACUGACGACUAUAGAAACAGACUACGGAUCACAGCAGAAUUUUGCGGACGCGCACAGAAUGUAUUUGGAGAAAGUACGACGACGGGACGCUGCUAGAGCACAACCACAAGAACACAGUGGUGUUAUUCAAUGGGUGGAAGUUGUACGAACAUCAAUCGUGUCCGAAGGAGGACCACCAGAAAUCAUCCCAUAUCCACGACCACAACAGCAACUACCACCAGAAUUGGAUACUUUGCAAUUUGAAGCAGCAAGUUUCAUGAGGCGAUUUCUUGCUGAAGUACUCGAUUUUUUGUUUGUGAUGAUGUUCAAACUGUUCGUGUUGGCAAUGCUCGUGGAAGUCGACCUUGUAGAUUUGUCUUCUUGGGGAGGGACACUGGAUGAUGAACAAGAUGUGAUGCAGGUUAUCAAUCUUGCUCAAGAACUUCUGCCAGUGGAAAUCGCGUGUAAAUUUAUUUGCUGUAUAUUGGAAGGAGUGUUCAUGUCGUACAGGAUUGGUGUAAUAGGAAUUGGACAGACACCCGGAAAAUUCAUGUUGGGAAUACGAGUGAUUUCUUGCCACGAUGUCCUUGCCGCCGAUAUUCCCGGUCACAUAAUUGUCCAAGGUCCGAACUUGAUUUCACUGCAGCAAUCUCUGAAACGAUCCUUUAUGAAAAAUGUGGUGGUCAACAGCCUGUUUCCAUUGAGCACUGCUGCUUUCCAAGUUCACAAUGGACGUGUUUUCUACGAUGUGGUUGUUAGAACAGUGGUUGUAAUGGAGCUUUGA
This is a messenger RNA of Caenorhabditis remanei, 822 nucleotides long. RefSeq lists its product as uncharacterized. Bases 1 to 822 code for a protein of 273 amino acids. Lineage: Eukaryota; Metazoa; Nematoda; Chromadorea; Rhabditida; Rhabditidae. The record is from RefSeq and is a predicted model, not a curated record. The transcript is spliced from 6 exons.